This is a messenger RNA of Neltuma alba, 2307 nucleotides long. Its product is annotated as splicing factor 3B subunit 2. Lineage: Eukaryota; Viridiplantae; Streptophyta; Magnoliopsida; Fabales; Fabaceae. The transcript has 18 exons. The record is from RefSeq and is a predicted model, not a curated record. Gene Ontology annotation, cellular component: nucleus. The coding region runs from base 134 to 1897 and encodes 587 amino acids.
UUCCUUUCCAUCCCGCGAUCUUUUCAUCCAUCCGAACAUCUCCGGGUACGUUUUCCUAUUCAGGCGUCAGUGAGGAGACCACACUCGCUAUCCUUCUUCGUCUCGAUUCGCGCGAGGGGACUAGACCCCAGCGAUGGCAGCCGAGACGCUUCCUUACGAAAACGGCGUCGUUGCCAACGGAGAUCUGAGCACCACCUCCAAUUCCGGCGCCGCCGCUACGAAGUCGCGGGAGAGCGAGCGCAGGCGUCGCCGCCGGAAGCAGAAGAAGAACAACAAGGCCUCGCAGGAGCCGGAGUCUAAUGCCGCUGAAGAUGGCGAGGCGGCAGAUACAGCCGAUGACGACGCGAAGGAGAAUACGGAUCCACAACAGGUUGUUGAAAAUGUUGAAGUUGAGUACGUUCCUGAGAAGGCAGAGCUAGAUGAAGGUUUGGAUGAAGAAUUUAGAAAAAUAUUUGAGAAGUUUAGUUUCACUGAUGCUACUGGCACUGAGGAUAAUGAUCAGAAGGACGAGUCAGCAGAAAAUGCUGCUGCUACUAAGAAGGCUGAUUCUGAUUCUGAAGAGGAAGAAAAUGAUAAUGAGCAAAAAGAGAAAGGCGUCUCAAACAAGAAGAAAAAGCUUCAACGACGGAUGAAGAUUGCUGAAUUAAAACAAAUUUGCUCAAGGCCCGAUGUUGUUGAGGUGUGGGAUGCUACUGCAGCAGAUCCAAAGUUGCUCGUGUUCUUAAAAUCAUAUCGAAAUACUGUUCCUGUACCAAGGCAUUGGUGUCAGAAGAGGAAAUUUUUGCAGGGAAAACGAGGUAUUGAGAAACAACCCUUUCAGCUUCCUGAUUUUAUUGCUGCCACCGGAAUUGAAAAAAUCAGACAGGCCUACAUUGAGAAAGAGGAUAGUAAGAAGUUGAAGCAAAAGCAAAGGGAGCGGAUGCAACCAAAAAUGGGAAAAAUGGACAUUGACUAUCAGGUUCUUCAUGAUGCAUUCUUUAAAUAUCAGACUAAGCCAAAGCUGACAAGCCUAGGGGACCUGUACCAUGAGGGAAAAGAAUUUGAGGUAAAGUUGAGGGAGAUGAAACCUGGCCUUUUGUCCCAUGACCUGAAGGAGGCUCUCGGUAUGCCUGAGGGUGCUCCACCUCCAUGGCUUAUAAAUAUGCAGAGAUAUGGUCCUCCACCAUCAUACCCUCAUCUUAAGAUCCCCGGUUUGAAUGCUCCUAUUCCUCCUGGAGCUAGUUUUGGUUAUCAUCCUGGUGGAUGGGGCAAGCCUCCUGUUGAUGAAUAUGGGCGUCCUCUUUAUGGAGAUGUUUUCGGUGUUCAUCAACAAGAACAACCUAACUAUGAGGAGGAACCAGUUGAUAAGACCAAACACUGGGGUGACUUGGAGGAGGAGGAAGAGGAAGAGGAGGAGGAGGAAGAAGAGGAGGAGGAGCAGGAAAUGGAGGAGGAGGAGCUUCAGGAUGGUAUUCAAUCUGUUGAUAGUCUUUCAAGUACUCCCACUGGAGUGGAGACACCUGAUGUUAUUGACCUUCGUAAGCAGCAGAGGAAGGAACCUGAGAGACCUCUUUAUGAAGUACUUGAAGAGAAGGAAGAAAGAAUUGCUCCAGGAACUUUACUUGGAACCACCCACACGUAUGUGGUCAAUACUGGCGCCCAGGACAAGUCAGCUGCUAAAAGGGUUGAUUUGCUUAGGGGUCAGAAGACGGAUAAGGUGGAUGUUACUUUACAGCCGGAAGAGUUGGAAGCUAUGGAAAAUGUUUUGCCUGCAAAGUAUGAGGAAGCGAGGGAGGAAGAGAAGUUGCGGAGUCAGCGUGAAGAUUUUAGUGAUAUGGUUGCAGAGAAUGCCAAGAAGAGGAAGAGGAAGAUGCAAGAGAAGGAGGGGAAGUCCAAGAAGAAAGACUUCAAAUUUUAGGCGUGGUAUUUGUGUCUGUUUCUUUAGAGGGAAAUGAGGAGCUUGCCAUUCUCUAUUCUGGCAUUCUCAUUUGAGGUGGGCUGUGGCAUCAAGCGCCUGUGUAUCAAAUGUUACUUUAUUUUGGGCACUGAUGUAUCAAAUGUUAAUGGAAGCAAUAGUUUAGUGGAGACUAAGAUGUACUAGAAUGAACCGGAAGUUGCGUGCAGUGUUGUGGCCUUGACGAGACAAGCUAGGUGGUUAUAAUUAGAAUUACUAGUGUGACGUGGGUGUUGGAGAAGCCCUCGUCUCUUAGGAGUUAUAUUUGCGUUGGGUUAGUCGUGGCUCAAGCUGGUACCAGAACUUGUGCGCUUCUACCUUUUGUAAACUAAUAAUGUGAUAUCUAAUUCACAUGCUUCGCAUUAGUGUUUGGU